This is a messenger RNA of Dovyalis caffra, 258 nucleotides long. The record is from the annotation of a GenBank genome assembly. Lineage: Eukaryota; Viridiplantae; Streptophyta; Magnoliopsida; Malpighiales; Salicaceae.
AUGGAGGCCAAGUCGAAGCUCGGCCUCGACACCUUUACCAAACUCGGCCUCGGUAGAACACUUCUACUAAGCCUCGAUAGAAUUGACAAGCUCAAUCUCGAUAGGCUACUCCUCGUGGUUCUAGGCACAAAAACUCCAACUUACAAAAGGAAAGGAAAGGCUAUUGAAAUCGGUCAAACUAGUAUGGGGCCGGCCCCAACUAAGGUGUCGUUAUGCGGGUUAUUGGAGAGGACAAUUUGGGUUGUAAAGGCCGGGUAA